AUGGCCGAUGUAAAAAGACGAAAAACCUCGCGCGAUGCGCCCUCUAAACGAGUCGAGCCCGAAGAAAAAUCCGUCUCUAGCGAAUCCGAAGACGAGUCUGCAACCGUUGAAGCCGCCCCCGAUGGCGAGGAAGAACUGCCCAAAACCUUUAAAGAAUUAGGCGUCGUCGACGCGCUCUGCGAAUCUUGCGAGGCCCUUGGCUACAAGACCCCGACCGGCAUCCAGGCCAAGUCGAUCCCCGUCGCUCUGCAAGGCCGCGACGUCAUCGGGCUGGCUGAGACUGGCUCCGGCAAGACAGCCGCCUUCGCGCUGCCCAUGCUGCAGGCCCUUCUCGACAAGCCGCAGCCGCUGUUCGGCCUUGUCCUGGCUCCCACCCGCGAACUCGCCGCCCAGAUCGGCCAGACCUUCGAGGCCCUCGGCGCCCUCAUCUCGCUGCGCUGCGCCGUCGUCGUCGGCGGCCUGGACAUGGUGCCUCAGGCCGUCGCGCUCGGCAAGAAGCCGCACGUCAUCGUCGCCACGCCCGGCCGUCUCGUCGACCACCUCGAGAAGACCAAGGGCUUCUCGCUGCGCACGCUCAAGUACCUGGUCAUGGACGAGGCGGACCGCCUGCUGGACAUGGACUUCGGCCCCAGCAUCGACAAGCUGCUCAAGUUCAUCCCGCGCGAGCGCCGCACCUACCUCUUCUCCGCUACCAUGAGCUCGCGCGUCGAGUCGCUGCAGCGCGCCUCGCUGCGCGACCCGGUCCGCGUCAGCGUCUCCUCCAGCCGCUACCAGACCGUCGCGACGCUGCUGCAGCACUACCUGUUCAUCCCGCACGUCCGCAAGGACACGUACCUGGUGCACCUGGCCAACGAGUUCGCCGGCAAGUCGGGCAUCGUCUUCACGCGCACCGUGUACGAGGCGCAGCGCGUCGCCAUUCUGCUCCGCGCGCUCGGCUUCGGCGCCAUCCCGCUGCACGGCCAGCUCUCCCAGUCCGCGCGCCUCGGCGCGCUCAACAAGUUCCGCGGCGGCGCGCGCGAGCUGCUCGUUGCCACCGACGUCGCCGCGCGCGGCCUGGACAUCCCCAAGGUCGACGUGGUCAUCAACUACGACAUCCCGGCGGACUCCAAGACGUACGUGCACCGGGUGGGCCGCACGGCGCGCGCGGGCAAGUCGGGCAUCGCGAUCAGCAUGGUCACGCAGUACGACCACGAGCCGUUCUUGCGCAUCGAGGCCGCGCUCGGCAAGAAGCUGACCGAGUUCCCGACGGUCAAGGAGGAGGUCAUGGCGUUCCAGGUCCGCGUCGAGGAGGCCCAGCGCCACGCCCGCAUAGAGAUGAAGAACUUGACAGAGGCCAGGAACAGGGGCGCCACCUCGAGAAAGGGCCGCGGCGACAAGAGGAGGCGAGACGACAUGGACAGGGAGGAGCGGUAA
Cordyceps fumosorosea ARSEF 2679 is the source of this 1413-nucleotide messenger RNA. RefSeq names its product ATP-dependent rRNA helicase RRP3. The coding region runs from base 1 to 1413 and encodes 470 amino acids. The record is from RefSeq and is a predicted model, not a curated record. Lineage: Eukaryota; Fungi; Ascomycota; Sordariomycetes; Hypocreales; Cordycipitaceae. Gene Ontology annotation, molecular function: ATP binding; nucleic acid binding; RNA helicase activity. The transcript is spliced from 2 exons.